CAGGCUGUACAAGCAGCAUCAAACAAGAAGAGUGAUGCUCCAGUAGUAGGAUCAUCAUCAUCUGGUUAGUUUCCUGAAAAUCUUGGAUGAAGUGGAACUAUACUUGUGUGAUUGGCCAAAUUUAUCAAGCUAAGGAUUGGGUCCAUAUCUUUGAUUGUUUGAGAUUUCUAGGACUUGUCUAUGUAAUGCCAAUAGUUCUUAAGUUCAUCCCCAUGAGUAGCAUUUUCAUCGUUUCUUUCCCUUUUGACAGGGCCUGCUAGCGGCAAUGUGAUGCAGGGCCCUGGUUUUGAGGCCAAAGUAGCGAAACUCAUGGAACUUGGGUUUCGUAGAAAUAGUGUCGAAAUGCUC
Messenger RNA from Linum tenue, 348 nucleotides. The record is from the annotation of a GenBank genome assembly. NCBI's taxonomy places the organism in Eukaryota, Viridiplantae, Streptophyta, Magnoliopsida, Malpighiales, Linaceae.